GCCAGCUGAUCGCACAGGUGGCCCGUUGCGGAAAGUUCCGUGUCGGGGUUCCGAGCUGCUUGGCCGCCUUCCGGCGUGGGGUUUGCCGCCGCCUUUGCAAAUGGAAGCGUUUGUGCACUUCACCAACCAGACCCAGGGUCGAGAUCGGCUCUUUCGAGCAACUCAGUAUGCAUGCAUGCUGCUUAGCUAUAUGUUAGAGCAUAAGACCGGCCGGGAGGAAGUGAUAAUGAAGCUCAAAGACCUGGAGGCAAGCAUGCGCUCGGGCCGCAAGUUGUUCAGACUUGGUAACAUGCUGCAUGCCUUCGUUUCGGCCAGGCACGCCUCCCAGUUGCCAGAUUUGGUUUCCCGCUGCUGCCUGACUGCCUCCAACCUCAACCGUGUCCUGUACUUCAUGUGCGACACUGUCUUGUGGGUGAAGAGCGUGGGGCUCGUAUCGGAUAUCAACAAGAAGAAGUGGCGCAGCCGGGCGACCAAAUACUACUACUAUUCCCUGCUGAUAAACCUGGCCAACGACUUGUACGAGCUCUGCCGGCGCAUGGAGCAGGCCGCACGGAAAGGGAAGCUUCAGGAGGACUCAUCUCGGCCCCAGAGCUUAACUUCUCUGGCAACUAGUGGCCUGCAGCCAUUUCUCCUCCUCCUCUGCGUCACGCUGAAGAAGCAUCCUCCUUUGCUGCUGGACACGGUGAAGAACCUUUGCGAUCUCUCUAGUCCGUUGGACCUGCUGGGAAUCUACAAGACCAACCCUGGAAUCAUUGGGCUCUGCGGCCUUAUCUCCUCCUUGGUGGGGAUCCUCACCAUCGCCGUCCCACAACUGAGACUGAAGUAUUGACUUUGACGCUUCCCUGAUGGCUUCCAUUUUGCAGAGUGGUCCUUUGGAUAUCAAGCCCAUUGGGCGGGCUUCCUCUGUCCUGUCAGAGGACUUGUUCUCUGCCGCUGGCUUGGUUUCUGCCUCUUUCCUCAUACGUUUUUGCCGCCCUUCGAUGGGAGUAGGCAUCAAUCAGUGAUGGCAUCAGAAAGAGUGUGCCAGAUUUACGUAUAAGCUAAACAAGCUAUAGCUUA
Molecule: messenger RNA, 1059 nt
Organism: Lacerta agilis (Sand lizard)
Lineage: Eukaryota; Metazoa; Chordata; Lepidosauria; Squamata; Lacertidae
Gene: PEX11A
Product: peroxisomal biogenesis factor 11 alpha
Exons: 3
Coding region: 101-829 (242 amino acids)
Biological process (GO): regulation of peroxisome size; peroxisome fission
Cellular component (GO): peroxisomal membrane
Source: RefSeq, a predicted model, not a curated record